Pezoporus occidentalis (night parrot) is the source of this 3213-nucleotide messenger RNA. It is a transcript of the gene MPP3, whose product is annotated as MAGUK p55 scaffold protein 3. Gene Ontology annotation, cellular component: cell-cell junction; plasma membrane. Gene Ontology annotation, molecular function: protein binding. Lineage: Eukaryota; Metazoa; Chordata; Aves; Psittaciformes; Psittacidae. The transcript has 19 exons. The record is from RefSeq and is a predicted model, not a curated record. Bases 118 to 1881 code for a protein of 587 amino acids.
CACGGGUCCGCACUCGGGCUCGUAGCCGCAGGGCUGCCUCUGAAUCACAGUCCAGAAAGAAGAAACAAUCAAGUUGACUGAAGUUGAGCGGUUGUCUCGGGGAUUAAGAACGAGGCCAUGCCAGUGCUUUCGGAGGACUCAGGAUUGCAUGAAACUUUGGCCCUUUUGACGUCUCAGCUUAGACCAGAUUCAAAUCAUAAAGAGGAAAUGGGAUUCCUUAGGGAUGUCUUCAGUGAAAAGAGUCUCAACUACCUGAUGAAGAUUCAUGAAAAACUCCGUCAUUAUGAAAGGCAGAGUCCAACUCCUGUUUUACACAGUGCAGCAGGAUUAGUUGAAGAUGUAAUAGAAGAAUUGCAGACUGCACCAGUGAAUCACGAAGAAAAAGAGCUGCUUCAGUUGCUGUCAACACCGCAUCUCAGGGCAAUGCUUUUAGUACAUGACACCGUAGCACAGAAGAACUUUGACCCUGUCCUUCCACCUCUGCCUGAUAACUUUGAUGAUGAUUUUGAUGAGGAAUCGGUGAAAAUUGUUCGCCUAGUGAAAAACCAAGAACCCUUGGGAGCUACCAUCAGAAGAGAUGAGCACACAGGAGCUGUGAUUGUCGCCAGGAUCAUGCGAGGAGGUGCAGCUGAUCGCAGCGGUCUUGUCCAUGUUGGAGAUGAACUAAGAGAAGUCAAUGGUAUUACUGUGCUUCACAAACGACCGGAAGAAAUAAGUCAGAUUUUGGCUCAGUCUCAGGGAUCAAUAACACUAAAAAUAAUUCCAGCCAUCAAAGAAGAAGAUCGUCUAAAAGACAGCAAGGUGUUCAUGAGGGCACUUUUCUGCUAUAAUCCCAAUGAAGACAGAGCUAUUCCUUGCCAGGAGGCUGGGCUGCCAUUUAAGAGAAGACACGUCCUAGAAGUUGUAAGCCAAGAUGAUCCCACGUGGUGGCAAGCAAAGCGUGUUGGCGAUACCAACCUGAGAGCAGGCUUGAUCCCCUCAAAACAGUUCCAAGAAAGACGACUGAUUUACAGAAGAACAAUAGGCACCCUGCCCAAUCCGAGGACUGUGAAGAAACCAGUAUAUGAUCAGUCUUCUGAUAAAGAAGACUGUGACUGCGAAGGAUAUUUCAAUGGCCAGUACAUAGCUGGCUUACGCAGGAGCUUUAGAUUAAGUCGUAAAGAGAAGGAGAACAAUGUGAAUGAAGGAAAGCAAGCAGAGCAGACAGACACAGCAGAGUUCCUGACUUAUGAAGAGGUCACAAAAUACCAGCAGCAGCCUGGUGAACAGCAGAGGCUGGUGGUUUUGAUUGGUUGCCUGGGGGCCAGAUUAAGUGAACUCAAGCAGAAGGUCGUGUCAGAGAACCCGCAGGAGUAUGGUGUGGCAGUUCCACAUACAACCAGGUCAAAGAAAAGUCAUGAGAAAGAGGGAGUAGAAUACAAUUUUGUCUCUAAGCAAUCCUUUGAGACAGAUGUGCAGCAAAACAAAUUUGUGGAACAUGGAGAAUACAAGGAAAAUCUGUAUGGUACCAGUCUUGAGGCAAUCCGGUCCGUGAUGGCCAAAAAGAAGGUUUGUUUGGUGGAUGUGGUACCUGAAGCAGUAAAGCACUUGAGGACUCCUGAGUUUAAGCCUUAUGUUAUCUUUGUGAAGCCUCUUGUUCCAGAAAAGAAGAAACAUGUCCUAAAGUCUCCCAUGUCAGAAGAAAUCUCAGUUCCUCUUCAGGAUGAAGAACAGCAGGAAAUUAUUAAUUCAGCAGCAUUCAUUGAAGAGCAGUAUGGCCAUUUAAUUGACACUGUACUGGUGAAAGAAGAUCUCCAGAGCGCUUGUAAUCAGCUGAAAACUGUGUUAGAGAAACUAAACAAGGAUUCAUUUUGGGUGCCAGUCAACUGGGUUAGGUCAUAGCUUGUUAUCAUCUGUUUAAGGCAAAGACACUAUAAAAAUGUCUUGUAAAUACAUGGAUUAGAAAAGGGGACUAUGUCAAAUUCACCUCAAAACUGCUGGUCUGUCUAGAAGUUAAUACAUAUAGACUGUAUCGGGAAGAACUCAAAGUCAGAAGCAGACACUGCCUUCCUAAAUGAGAAUCUUGCAUAACAGAUGCUAACACUCAGCCUGAACAGUGCAGUAAAAUAUUGGAGUGACUUUUAGACUGUAAAUAGUGCAUUUUGUACAGUGAAGUUUCACCGAGGGCCCUACACUUCCAAACCAUUUAAGCAGUGCUAGGGCACCAACCAGUGGAAUCUUCAGCCUUUGGACACAAAUUCUGUAGCAAGAGUUAAGAUACUUUUCAGGAACCACUACGCCUACAGAACACAGUGCUUCAGGGAUGGAGGGAUGUCCUUUGGAGAGUGCUUACACAGUUACUGGUCACUCAGAAGUUCAAUUGGCUGUCAGGCCAGCAGAAAAUGCUUCCCUUCACUCAGGAUCAUUAAUUGCAAAUCCUCUCCCAUUAGGCAUUAAAACUAGGCCAGUUCUACAAGUUGUAGGUAUCCUAGUGCCUGGGGGGGGUUAUGUCAAUCCCACAUUGCCUCCAAGUUGUCUUGCACAGGUAUGCUCAUCCCAGUCUCUUCCUACUGCCACAGGACAAAUGUUAAAACAACCUGUGAACACCCCUGUGUGACUGGGCAGCUCAUAACCCAGAGACAUUUUUUAGUCUACAUGAGAAUAACUGCAUGUGACUUAAAACAGGACUUUUAAGAAGCCUAUUUUCUACAAGACAUCUUUGCAGAUGCCACCUGAUGGGAUACCACCUUGACAACAACAUAGCAGCUCCAAAAAGGGCAAUAUAAGGAGGCUGAAGUACAAAGUAAAUGAGCAACUGGCCCAAAUCAUCAUACUUCCAGCAUUUAUGACUGUUCCAAAUCAAUUAAAGACGUCUAGUUGGCUCCAUCAAGUCCUGAAGAAGAAAUCUUAAUCGUGAAGAGGACUUUGUCUAUAUUUCAGGAGAUUUGAAUAUACAGCAUUUUUAGAUGGGUGUUAAGAAAAGGCAGAGAGAUGAUUCUGGAAGCACCUAAGCUUUAUUUGAAAACUGGAUAUUGUACAGGUAUGUGUUAGUUGAAACUAGUUCCUGUUUUCCACUGCCUGCUGAGAUCUAACCUUUCCCGUGUACCAUGCCCCUUAACAAAACCUUUUGGUGCACCAGUCUCUUUCCUUGCAUCUUAACAGUAUGCUGUUAUUCUUGUUCCACUGCAUUUAGCAAAACCAACAAUGUUGCAUAUUAAAAGCACUUUUCUUACA